Molecule: messenger RNA, 1374 nt
Organism: Medicago truncatula (barrel medic)
Lineage: Eukaryota; Viridiplantae; Streptophyta; Magnoliopsida; Fabales; Fabaceae
Product: ribosome biogenesis protein NSA2 homolog
Exons: 9
Coding region: 223-1005 (260 amino acids)
Source: RefSeq, a predicted model, not a curated record
AAAAAUAAAAAAUUAUAGUCCCACAAAAAAAAUCCAUCGUUCACUACCGCUCUAACCUUGUAUCAGAAACAACUCGCACCCAACCCUAAUUCGCCGCAAAAAUCAAACUCCGGUCGGUAAACGCAGCCGGAGUUUUUCAGCCAAAGAGUUACAUUACAUAUACGAAGAACCGAUUUUGUGUUUUUAAUCGAAGCUAAUUGGAGUUGAAUUCCAACAAUCACAAUGCCGCAAAAUGAGUAUAUGGAGCGUCACCGAAGAGAGCAUGGUCGCCGUUUCGAUCACGAAGAAAGAAUUCGCAAGAAAGAGGCUCGUAAAGCUCACAAGCACUCUAAACAGGCCCAGCAGGCUAUUGGUAUUAAGGGUAAGCAGAUUGCCAAGAAAAAUUAUGCCGAAAAAGCGCAGAUGAAGAGGACUUUGGCCAUGCAUGAUGAGUCAACAUCUAGGCGCAAGGCUGAUGAUAAUGUUCAGGAGGGAGCUGUUCCUGCAUACCUUCUGGAUCGUGAGAACACAACACGAGCAAAGAUUCUCAGCAAUACCAUUAAGCAAAAGAGGAAGGAGAAGGCUGGGAAAUGGGAUGUUCCUCUACCUAAGGUACGUCCUGUGGCUGAAGAUGAAAUGUUCAAAGUGGUCCGCACUGGUAAAAGAAAGACCAAGCAAUGGAAGAGGAUGGUUACCAAAGCUACAUUCGUUGGGCCUGGUUUUACCAGAAAACCUCCAAAGUAUGAGCGGUUCAUUCGUCCUACUGGAUUGAGGUUCACUAAAGCUCAUGUCACUCAUCCAGAACUUAAAUGCACAUUCAAUCUAGAAAUUAUUGGAGUGAAGAAAAACCCUAAUGGCCCUAUGUACACCUCUCUUGGUGUCAUUACCAGGGGAUCUAUAAUUGAGGUGAAUGUUAGCGAACUUGGUCUGGUUACACCUGCAGGAAAAGUUGUGUGGGGUAAAUAUGCCCAGGUUACAAACAACCCAGAAAAUGAUGGCUGUAUUAAUGCUGUUUUACUUGUUUAAGGUCAGAUCAAGGGUUGGAGGUAAAAUCACAUUCACAUUUGUGUUUUUGGUAGUCUGAUAGAUAAGACUAGCACCAGUCUAGAAUGUUUGAUGAUAGCUGUACACAUCGGUUUUGAUACCGAAGAUGUUGUGCGGGAAAACGGCGGAGAUUUUUGUUACUGGAUUGGGUACUGACAUGUUCUAGUAUAUUAUUCUUCUUUAUUUUGUAUCAAUGCAAUACAGCAAUAGUGAUCACUUCUAGCGCUUUAAGGUAGUAACUAUGGGCCAAGGGGCAAUGCAACGGACAAUCAAUGUUUUGAUAAGCUCAUUUUUUAACUCAAACAAGUGCUUUGACUCUCUUUUUUAAAGCUAAAAAAGAGCACAAUGGCA